UUCUGGCAUACGGUUUAUCAUACCUUUGUUGUUUUCAUCGAAAUAGUAGUAUAGUAGUUUCGUUUAUUCGAGUUAAUGCUUGUUUGUUCUUGACGUCAGUUCAAUCUUCAUUUCGAAUGAACAUGCACAUUUCAUAUUUUACGAUAUAGAGCAUGCGAUCAUUUAUAUCAUAUUUCACCAGCUCUUCCUAGGUUGAUUGGCAAGGAGAAGGUACAAAAUAAAUGUAUUUGAUUAUUAAAAUUAUUCAAAUUAUCAGACUAACUUAAAAUACAUAAUAGGCCUAGGCCCUAUAGAUUCCGGCUAUUGAAAUCCAGAUAUGGGCCUACUGGUAUUUAUUGUGUGCAUUGACUUAAACAUGCAUUAUGCAAGAGCUAAAUCUGCCUAUUGCAGGUCUUUCUUUAGACCUGAAAUGUUAAAUAGACAUUUAUUAACAUGAAAAGACCAUAAUCAUCUCUCGGUGCCACCUUAUGUGAAUGAAUGUGUCCGAUUUUCAUUGGAUUUAAAUCCAAUCUGCAGUUCAACGCCCAUUGAUGAUUAACUGCAAAUAUGGAUACUCGGGACUAUGUUAAUUAUCGUGACAGCGGUAACAAUGACAAUCAAGGCUACAGUCAUUUUAAAAUAAGGUUUUCACAGCUUAGAGUGAAGCAAUUUGACUGAAAUUCUCAGGAUAUUCCCUUUACAUGUACAUGUACAUUAUCUAGUUUUUAACUAUUAUAGUGAGAACUGCCAGCUCUUUAUCUAAUCUUCCAUAAUGUCUCAUUAAACACUUUGAAAACUACUAAAAAAAAAAUUGUAAGAAGACUUUUGUAAAUUAAAAGUUAAAAUGUGGUUUUCUCUGACAUCUAAUUUACCUACCGGUAUAGAGAGAGAAAUGGGGUUUAGUCUCCACUUGACACAAACUAGUUCAUUUCCGGACUAAUAUAAGGUUCAAUUUUAUUUCAUUAAUUCUCUUACGCACAGGGGUCUUUAGCAGUGGAAGGAAACUGAAGGAUCCAGAGAAAACCCACAAGGUUGGACAGGCGACCCUACUCGACGUUGUCACAUACAAGCCAGGAAUCAAAUCCAUGUCACUUCACUCAAUGCCACUUCACUCAAUGACAGUCCUUAUGAUGCAACGCGCACGCUUUAACAAUGGGAUGGCUUGUACCAAAAAAUAGAGAUGCCGGUUUAGAGUAACUGGUGAGUACAGGCAGGCACCAUGUUAAAGAUACAUAAUCCAGCCGUCAGUGUAACACCUUAUGUGUGCGGUGUAUGUGGCAGUGGAUUUCCUGACGAAGAAAGUUUAGAACAGCACGUCGACACACACAAUGAAGUUAAAGAAACAAAAGUGGUGACUAGCCGACAAGUUCUGCAUUGUCCAGACUGUAGUAGGACCUUUAAAGACAACUGUACAUUCUCCAAACAUCUGAGAACUCAUAGCGGGGAAAAACCUUUCAUGUGCACAGAAUGCGGUGAUUCGUUUGCUCAAAAAUCGACUCUGGCUCGACAUAAAAAAACGCAUACUGGUGAAAAACCCUUCUCUUGUGAAGAGUGUGGAAAAAGUUUCCCCACAAAUUCCCAGCUCCGUGAUCAUCUACGAGUUCAUUCAGACGAAAAGCCUUUUGGUUGUGAAACCUGUGGAAAAAGCUUUGCCCAUCCAGCCUCAUUGCGGUACCAUAUUAAAUCACACAUAGAUGGCAUGAAGGACAAACGCUACAAAUGUGACCAAUGCGAUAAGAUGUUUCUGUCAACAAACAAUUUACGUGAGCAUAAGAAAAUACAUGCAGGGAUCAAACCAUUCCAAUGUGAUAUUUGCUUACGUCGCUUUUCCCAGAGUGCAUCAGUGACGCGGCACGAACGAACACAUUACAAAGACAUGCCAUUUGAUGAUGGUAAAAAGAGACAAGAAAAAUCGUUUGCUUGUACCGACUGUGGACAGAAAUUUUGGGUGAAGUAUGAUUUGCAGCGACACAUUGCAGCCGUUCAUUUAAAUGAAAAAGACUUUAUUUGCACAGAAUGUGGGAAAACAUUCAUUCACAAAGGAGCUUUAAAUCGCCAUAUCAGAACUCAUACCGGAGAGAGGCCAUUUUUGUGUAAAGAGUGCGGCAAAACAUUCGGUGACAGCAGUGGAUUGCGAUGUCAUUUGCGGGUUCAUACAGGCUUCAAACCGUACACAUGUGAACUUUGUGGUGAGACCUACAGUCAACAAACAUCUCUGAAGAAUCACAGAUUACGCGUCCAUCCUGACCUCUAUGGCCCUCUGCCUGUCAUUACAAAUUUCUAAUGGUUUUUGUUUAAAAAUGACAAGACCUCUUUGAUUUGGUUCAAAAAUAAAUCUGUCCUCAUUGAAACACAUUUUAAGUUGACUUCUGCAAGAUUUAGAGAAAGUGUUGCUCGUUCUUGCUACAAUAGUUCAAACACAGAUAAUAAUACCGUAAUUGAAUAUAUUGAAAAUUUCAGUCAAAUUACUUUAUUACAAAAGUUGAAGUUUUGACCGAAAAUAAUUAUAAUUGGCAGAUGGAAACGCAGCUCACAGUUCAUGUUCUCGAUUGUCAAGUACCAUUGUCAUCCUUUCAUCAACAGUCUCCGGCCGUAUUAAUGUUUAAUGCAGAGAUGGUGGACAUUGUCUAAUUAACUCAAUGUCUAAGCCAUCCGAUGAUCUAGAGAGUUUAUUAUGGACUUGUCAUGUAAAUAAAUGUUUAAAUAAUAAUUACUAUAACAUUUGAAGCCAGAAACAUGUCUGGCAAUAGGCUAGUUCAGCCCUUGAUCUUUCAGAAGAAAUAGUAUAGCGCUUACCCAAUCACUAAUUAUUGAUAUAUAACACAUUCAAUAGUUUAUUUUAACCUAAAUCAAAGAGGUUUAUUUCCUUUAAGGAAUAAUAAAAAGUCCACAUCUGCAUAUAAAAUGCUGAAGUUAAUUUUAAAAAUACGCCUUUAGUCCCAUUUGAACACUGACUAAUAGGGCUUACAGAAUUAAUACUGUAGAACAGUUUGAGAUGAGUCGAUUAGCAGUUUAGAAGAGUUCAGCUCUCUAAAAUGUUCAGUGAGUGCAACAUGAAAUGGAUGAUUUUGAUCAUAAGAUUAAUAUGGUAAAGAUAUAUGGAUGUACAGUACGACCAUAUUCUACAUUCCGCACAUGAUUGAUAGAUCGUCCAUGGACGGUUAUCGACAGAAGAAAGAUAUUCUCUUUUGUAGUAAAUUUGACAUUAUUUUAUAAGAAAUGCAUCUGUACAUGUAUAAGUGAAACUGAUAGAAAUGUGUCUCAAAGUAUGUUAGUCUUUUGCCCAAUAUGUAUGUAAAAAGCUUAUUUUGGGGUCAAUCUUUGACCCAUGAUCCAACAAUCAUGCACAGAAUAUGGUGCAUUUAGUAGUUAUACUAUUGCCAGAUAUAUUGAACCAAACCUCAAUCUGUUUGUGAUAUAUGACAUGAAAUUGCUCAAAAUUUGGGUCAUUUUCAUUAAUUUUUAUCAUUAUAAAGGUUUUACAUGUAUAAUUAUGAGAUGAAAUGUACAGUUUUAGUGUAAUUUGAAUCAGUAUUUAAGUUGUAUAUAUAUUUAGUCUUACAUAAUAUAAAUAUGUACAAUGUAUGCAUGUUUUUGAGGAGGAGGGGGUGGGGACACUCUCAUUUAGCCAUGUUACGUACAGUAUAUAAAUUUUGUUAUGUUUAUCAUAUUUUAAUUUAUAUAGCCAUUAUAUAUAUAAUGUACUUACAUUCUGUAUCAUAUUGUUUUGUCAGGCCUAGGAAUUUUUCGUAAAGUGUCAGGAACCAUUAUGUGGCAGACAUGUAAGUAAAGGAAUCGACAAAAUGGCUGCAAUAAGACAACUCUGUGCUGGACAAGAUGACAGGCACCACUGGAAUUGUACCUGAUAUUGGUGUCUGACAUUGUCUGUGGAAGGUGUAUAAUUUCCAGACUUGGUUUUAUUUAUUCUGAUAAUAAUGAAUGCCGUAAAUUGUAUUUAUUUUUGAGAAAGUGACAUCUUAAUCAUCUUUUACCCUAUGAAACUUGUAAAUAUAGCUUAGCUUCAUGUGCUUCAGGAACAUUAAAGGAAGUGCAAAUUACAAAUUUAAAUUGAUAUCAGGGUCCAGUAAUCUUAUACAAGGAUAGCUGGAAUUUAAUUGCUGCACAGGCAAAAUGUCCCUCGUAGCACUCUGCAUGGCAUAUGCCCGUCUUCAAUUGGGCCAGUUGGUGUAGAAAAGUAGGACGUUAAAAAACUGAAACUUAUCUUAGCGAAUUGAGAUAAAAUGAAGUCGAUCGCAUGUAAUUUAUAAUUAUAGAUCAUAGUUUAUGAAACAUUAUUAUGUAUAAAUGUAUAUAUUGUAACAGUAUUUAAUUUUGAAUGGUGUAAAUAGGCUUUAAUAUAUAUAUAUAUAUAUAUAUUUCCAGUAAUUUGAUUUUAUAAUAAAAUAAUUUUUUAAUUUAUCAUAGUUUUCACAUCAUAUAAAUAUUCUGUUGUAUAGCCCAAACAUAACAGGGCAAGAUUCCCUUACAAAUGAUUGUUGCUCUUGAUUUUGAAAUGUGGCCAUUAAUUGCCAUUGUCCCUGUCCCUAAAUUACUUCUGUAAUAGUGAAAGUCAUCUGCUGAUCUACUUAAAAUUUAUGUUCUUUGUUUCGAUUAUUGCAAUGAAUAACAAUUACCACAAUUUCUGAUAAUUAUUGGCCUUAUCUAGUUAAUGUCAAAGGUAUUAUACCCAAAGAUUCACCGUGCAGCAAACUUUAUCGGCUAUUAGUUAUUAUCUUUGAAGGUAUAAUAGCAGGCCUGUAUAGCCCAGAACUAUCGAAACAAUCUAUUAUUGAAUUUAUGAUAGUGGUGGUAUGGGUUCAGUUUGAUCAAAAUAAAGAUCUAACAGUUUGUUCAUUUUUAUUAUUCAGAUGGUUACAUGUCACAUUGAUGUGAAACAAUUUUUUUUUUUUUUAAAUGAGCAAUCAGAACCCUAAGCGCACUAACAAAAGUUCUAGUAGCUAAUUUAUGACCUCCAUUGUUCAACAAUUUUACUCCUCCUAUAGAUUGCAAAGUAGUGCUAAAUAAUAUGUUCUUGUUAAUAAAAAAUAUCAUAAUUAUGGAUCUUGUCAAAGCGAAUGUUUGUCUUAAUUUUAUUUGUUGAUGUUUUUAUUGUUAUUUGAUGGCAGUGUAUGUUAAAGUGUACAAAAUAUAAUAGCACCCAUGAGCAGAACAUCCAAUUGGAUUUCAGUCUAUAAAUGUGUAAUUAUUUAACGACAAAUUGUCUUUAAUGUAAUAUCAGUUUCAAGCUUUGAGUUAUUUUCUUCUGUAAUACCAAUGUUUUUGUGCAUAUAUGGUGUUUCAUGUGUUAGUAAAAUGUUGUCACCAUUAUUCAAAAACAAUUUUUUUUCUAAGCUUAUAUCCCGCUUUCCUGCCUUUUAACUUUACUAAAGCCUUGUUUUGAGGAUUUUUUCAAAGUUUUUGGCAAAGUAAGAUUAACCUUAUAGUUGAACGCUGUUAUAAUAUAAACUAGUGUGCCCCUGUGUUUGAUACCAUGUAAAUGUUCAACAUGUCUGUGUUUUCAAUGCAGUUUGGCCAUAAUUAGCCAGUCAUGACUGCUUGAGUUAAAAUUUAACCAAAAUGUCUCAGACAUCCCUCGGUCAAUUCACAAGCUGUAAAACUAGCAUAUUUUUCAAAAGCCCAUUUUCAACUUAAAACUUUAAAAUUCUACAACCUGUACAUAAUAUUGCAUGUGAACAGAAGCGUCAUUAUCUUAUGAUUGGUGUUAUAGAAUUAUUGUAUACUCUUUUCAACUUGCUUCAAAAAGCUAUCAGUGAGCUUUUUGUGUUGCUUAGCAAUGCUUUGUUUACAAUAACCCUAUUAUGUAUCUAUGUAUGUAGCAUCUUUAAAUAUAUAUUGAGUGAAUCAGCUAUAUGAUGUUAUAUUUGAUAUAAUCAGUUAUUUAGAAUUAUAUAUUAAAUCAUAUUUAAAUUAUACAUUUGAUGAAAUUACCUCAAUAAAGAUUAUCUAUAAAUAA
Messenger RNA from Patella vulgata (common limpet), 5953 nucleotides. RefSeq names its product gastrula zinc finger protein XlCGF57.1. The coding region runs from base 1199 to 2263 and encodes 354 amino acids. The transcript has 2 exons. The record is from RefSeq and is a predicted model, not a curated record. NCBI's taxonomy places the organism in Eukaryota, Metazoa, Mollusca, Gastropoda, Patellidae.